CAAUCAUAUUCGUAUCUACUAGCAACAUGGGUAAAGAUCGCAGAAGCUCAGUUCGAGUAAGAGAUAUCUUAAACGACAGUCAACUGUGUCAUAUAAUCAAGAAAUGGGUCGGAGAAGGAAACUGGCAGGUGAUGAGCGCGGAGCUCAGACCAGCAGCGGUGGAAGGAAUAGCAGGUUUCCUCGGUGACCACUUUAGACUGACCGUGCGAAUCAAACUGGAAGGACGCCUGGUGACUAUCCCCUUGUUCGUCAAGUCUCUGCCGCUGAACAAUGCGCCGAAAGCGGAUUUUAUAAACGAACAUCAGUUUAACAAGAAGGAAGUGGCGAUAUUUAAAUUGAUAGACGAAAUGAAUAUAAAAGGUCCAAACCCGUUUGUGGCUAACGCACUUCUCUACAAUGAGUCCAUCCUGGUGAUGCGCGACUUGACUCCCGAAGGCUAUACCACCUGCAACCAGCUGGAGACCUUUGACCUUCCCCACGUGCUGGUCACCCUCGCCUCUGUAGCACGCUUCCAUGCCGCCUUCGCGAACCAUGAGUCCAAUAAAGGCCUCGCUCUUCAACGCCCGUACUCAAUCUUAGAAGAACAUGGCCACGUCACUGUUGAGAACAACUUUAAAGACACGCCUUGGAUUCACGCAGGGGCCAAACUUAGCGCCAACAUCAUCAAAAAUUUCUCAGAUAAAUACAGAGCCAUCCCUGAUUUAGAAGCUAAAUUGUUGAAACAAUUCUUAGAAGCUUGUAAUGAAUUAACAGAGCACAAGGAGACCUUAAACUUGGUGCUCCACAAGGAUCUUUGGGUCAAUAACAUCAUGUUCAAAUAUGAAAACGGCGAGCCGAUCAAUUCAAUCUUAGUGGACUUCCAGUGUGUGCGCUACGGACCGCCCGCUUUCGACGUUACUUUCUUCAUUUACACCACGACCUCACGGAGCUUCCGCGACCAACAUCAGGCUACUUAUCUAAAACACUACUUUGAAACCUUUACAGAAUGCUUAGACGUGCAUACCAAGUCGCGUCUUAAAGGUUUAGGGUAUGAUUUUGAAGAGUUUCUCCGCUGGAUAGAGUUUAGUAGAAGAUUCGCAGUUCUCGGCGGGCUUAUGCUGGGUCCGUACGUCCUGAUGGACCCAGAGACGGCUCGGCUGAACUUCGACGACCCGACCACGUUCGCGAAGUACACUAAUGAGGACCGCUCGGAGCCUGUGCUGGCGCACGCGCGCCGCCAUCCGGAGUACAAGCGGCGGCUGGUUGCUAUAAACGAGGAGUUUGUGGAGAGAUACGUGCGACCUUAGACUUAGAGCCGAGUAUCAAGAGUUAAA
Messenger RNA from Cydia amplana, 1313 nucleotides. RefSeq lists its product as uncharacterized. The coding region runs from base 27 to 1286 and encodes 419 amino acids. The record is from RefSeq and is a predicted model, not a curated record. NCBI's taxonomy places the organism in Eukaryota, Metazoa, Arthropoda, Insecta, Lepidoptera, Tortricidae. The transcript is spliced from 2 exons.